ACAAUCAUUAUUUCACAAAAACUUUUAAUCCCUGACAUCCUCAGUAUUUCAUUUUAAAUCCGAUUGGGAACUGAUUUCCCAAAUGGUUUAUUCAGCGAGUGUUGCGGUUGCGCUGGUAUAAAAGUUUAAGAGCGCAUUAAAGUCACCUCAGUUGUGCUUAACCAGUAGCCGCAAAAGCCAAAGCUGUCGUUUUUCCAGACAAAAGACAAAAUAUUUUAACAUACGGCUUACGUGUAUAAAAGAAGUAAUAAUAAUGUAUCCAAAUAUUUUCAACAAAUUGUUUUUAUUGCUGCCACUUGCGUAUCGGCCUCCAACAAAUGAUGAUGAUAGGUUACCGAACGCAGAUUGGAACUUUGUUGAAAACGGUGCAGAUUGGGAAGGCACAUGCGCGACAGGUCUUAGACAGGCACCUAUUAAGCUAUCUGUGGAUAGUUCGCUCAUCGCGCCGCUACCACGAAUUUUGUUUGAAAAUUAUGACGAAAAGCUCAAUAGUCCGCUGACACUGAUUAACAAAGGCUACACAGUUAAAAUGGCCAUACCGGCAACAAGGAAUGGAAGGAAGCCUUUCAUUACAGGCGGGCUACUCAAGGGGAAAUAUGUAGCCGAUGGCGUUCAUUUCCAUUGGGGAUCGCCCGAAUCACGUGGAGCUGAGCAUCUGAUAGAAAGGACACGCCAUGAUGUGGAAAUGCAUAUUGUGCAUCGGAAUUUGCGCUACAAGGACAUGGCUGAAGCUAUACAUCACGCCGAUGGCAUAGCGGUACUGGGUAUUAUGUUUAAGAUAGUCAAAAAUCCGGCUCGCGUGUAUCCGGGCCUAAAAAAAAUAUUUACAGCCCUACCAAACAUAGUCGAAUAUCAUGGCGAGACUGAGCUGCUUGGACCUCUUACCCUCGGCCAGUUGUUGGGUGAUUUGAAUACGCAUCACUUUUACACCUACAAGGGCUCGUUGACUACACCUGGUUGCAACGAGGCUGUUAUUUGGACGGUGUUUGCUCGCCCUUUGCCCAUACCGUUGUCGGAUAUACAUAAUUUAUGGCAGCUCCAGGACUCAAAUGGAAAUCCUAUACGAAAUAACUAUCGUGAACUGCAACCGCGCAACAAUCGGCAUGUUUUCUACCGCGCCAAUAAAGACGUGAAUGACUUCUACCUUGGCUAGUAAGCUCGGUCCAUGGAUUGUUAUUA
Molecule: messenger RNA, 1179 nt
Organism: Drosophila virilis
Lineage: Eukaryota; Metazoa; Arthropoda; Insecta; Diptera; Drosophilidae
Gene: CAH6
Product: Carbonic anhydrase 6
Biological process (GO): one-carbon metabolic process
Cellular component (GO): plasma membrane
Molecular function (GO): zinc ion binding; carbonate dehydratase activity
Source: RefSeq, a predicted model, not a curated record